UGGCAGGUGAGGCAGUUUCCUGAGUGACAGCAUGUGUCCAUCUGCUCUGCUCUCCCCACAGAUGAAAUCAUGCACCAGGACAUCAGCCCGCUCUGCGCUGCGGACAUCCAGGACCAGCUGCAGAAGUGCUUCGCUUACCUGUCUGGCGGGCGGGGGCAGGACGGCAGCCCCGUCAUCACCUUCCCCGACUACCCAGCCUUCGGUGAGGUCCCGGACAAGGAGUUCCAGAAUGUCAUGACCUACCUCACCAGCAUCCCCAGCCUGCAGGAUGCCGGCAUUGGGUUCAUCCUGGUCAUAGACCGGAGGCAGGACAAAUGGACCUCAGUGAAGGCGUCGGUCCUGAGAAUCGCGGCGUCCUUCCCGGCUAACCUGCAGCUCGUCCUUGUCCUGCGCCCAACGGGAUUUUUCCAGAGGACACUCUCUGACCUCGCCUUCAGGUUCAACAGAGAUGACUUUAAGAUGAAGGUACCGGUCAUAAUGCUGAGCUCAGUACCUGAAUUACACGGUUACAUCGACAAGUCCCAGCUGACGGAGGACUUGGGCGGGACGCUGGAUUACUGCCACUCCAGAUGGCUGUGUCACCGCACAGCCAUUGAGAGCUUCGCCCUCACAGUUAAGCAGACGGCACAGACGCUGCAGGUGUUUGGGACUGAGCUGGCUGAGACGGAGCUGCCCAACGACGUCCAGUCCACGAGCUCCGUGCUCUUCGCUCACACAGAAAAGAGGGACCGAGCGAAGGAGGACAUGAGGCUGGCACUGGACGAGGGGCAGAGCGUCCUGGAGAGCCUCAGGGAGCCUCUGGCCAAGAGCCCAGAGCAGAGCCUGAACCAGGACCAGCUGGACAGUCAGACCACCGUGCAGAGGCUCCUGGCCCAGCUGAAUGAAACCGAGGCCGCCUUUGAUGAGUUUUGGGCAAAACAUCAGCAGAAACUCGAGCAGUGUCUGCAGCUCCGGCAUUUUGAGCAGGAUUUCCGGGAGGUCAAGGCCGCCUUGGACGCGUUGGCCCAGAAGAUAGCCACCUUCACUGACGUGGGCAACAGCCUGGCACACGCGGAGCACCUCCUGAAGGACCUGGCCAGCUUCGAGGAGAAGUCCAGCGUGGCCGUGGGGCGAGCCCGUGCCCUGUCCCUGGAGGGCGAGCAGCUCAUCAGCCACAAGCAUUAUGCCGUGGACUCUAUCCGCCCCAAGUGCCACGAGCUCGGGCACCUGUGCGACCAGUUUGCGGCAGACGUCGGGCGGAGGAGGGCGCUGCUGAGCCAGUCGCUGGAGCUGCACGGCCUCCUGGAGGCGUCCAUGAGGUGGUGUGAUGAGGGCAUCUACCUGCUGGCCUCACAGCCAGUGGACAAGUGCCAGUCCCAGGACGGCGCCGAGGCGGCUCUCCAGGAGAUCGAGAAGUUUCUGGAGACUGGAGCAGAAAACAAGAUCCGGGAACUCAGUAGACUCUACCAGGACUAUGAGCCCAUCCUCACCCCGGAGCUAAGGGAGCACGUGCAGAAAGUUUUCCAGAAGCAGGAGAGCAUGGAGGAGAUGUUCCACCGGAGACAGGCGAGCCUGAAGAAGCUGGCGGCCAAGCAGACGCGGCCCGUGCAGCCGGUGGCCCCGCGGCCCGAGGCGCUCACGAAAUCUCCCUGCCCCUCCCCAGGCAUCCGGAGAGGCUCUGAGAACCACAGCUCCGACGGCAGCGCAACCCGGAGGGGGCCCUACCGCAGGGCCAAGAGCGAGAUGAGCGAGGGCCGGCCGGGCCGGGGCAGCUCCACCGGGGACGAGGAGGAGAGCCUGGCCAUCCUGCGGAGGCAUGUGAUGAACGAGCUGCUGGACACGGAACGGGUCUACGUGGAGGAGCUGCUGUGCGUCCUGGAGGGCUACGCCGCCGAGAUGGAGAACCCUCUAAUGACGCACCUCAUCUCGACCGGCCUUCAUAACAAGAAGGACAUUCUCUUUGGAAACAUGGAAGAAAUCUACCACUUUCAUAACAGAAUAUUCCUGAGGGAGCUGGAGAACUACAAAGACUCCCCCGAGCUGGUGGGGAGGUGCUUUCUGGAAAGGAUGGAGGAAUUCCAGGUCUACGAGAAGUACUGCCAGAACAAGCCGCGCUCCGAGAGCCUGUGGAGGCAGUGCGCCGACUGCCCGUUCUUCCAGGAAUGUCAGAGGAAGCUGGACCAUAAGCUAAGCCUGGACUCCUACCUGCUGAAGCCCGUCCAGAGGAUCACCAAGUACCAGCUGCUGCUCAAGGAAAUGCUGAAAUACAGCAAGAACUGCGAGGGGGCCGAGGACCUGCAGGAGGCGCUGAGCUCCAUCCUGGGCAUCCUCAAGGCGGUGAACGACUCCAUGCACUUGAUCGCCAUCACUGGCUACGAGGGGAACCUGAGCGACCUGGGGAAGCUGCUGAUGCAGGGCUCCUUCAGCGUCUGGACCGACCACAAGAAGGGCCACGCCAAGGUGAAGGACCUGGCCAGGUUCAAGCCCAUGCAGCGCCACCUGUUCCUGCAUGAGAAGGCCGUGCUGUUCUGCAAGAGGCGGGAGGAGAGCGGGGAGGGCUACGAGAAGGCCCCGUCCUACAGCUACAAGCAGUCCCUGAACAUGACAGCCGUUGGCAUCACGGAGAAUGUGAAAGGGGACACGCGGAAGUUUGAGAUCUGGUACAACGCCCGGGAGGAGGUUUACAUCGUACAGGCACCGACUCCCGAAAUCAAGGCCGCGUGGGUGAGCGAGAUCCGCAAGGUGCUGACCAGCCAGCUGCAGGCGUGUCGAGAGGCCAGCCAGCACAGAGCCCUGGAGCAGUCCCAUAGCCUGCCGCUGCCUGCGCCUGCCAACACCAGCCCCUUGAAAGGGAACACAAGAAACAUCAAAAAGUUGGAAGAAAGGAAAACAGACCCGCUCAGCCUGGAGGGAUAUGUGAGCUCCACAUCGUUGCCGAGGCCCCCGGACAAGGGCAGAGGCUGGAGCAGAACGUCUCACCCGUCAGAGGCCCCUGAGGACAACAACGGCUGGUCCAGCGCGGAGGAGCCCAUUAACUCCUCAGACGCGGAGGAAGAAGGCGGAGUGGGCCUCCGGAAGCUGGUCCCCGGGAAGUACACCGUCACGGGGCCGGACGAGAAGGGGGGCCCCGACGCGCUGGCCGUGAGAAGCGGGGACGAAGUGGAGUUGGUGCAGGAGGGCGACGAGGGCCUCUGGUAA
Molecule: messenger RNA, 3177 nt
Organism: Vicugna pacos (alpaca)
Lineage: Eukaryota; Metazoa; Chordata; Mammalia; Artiodactyla; Camelidae
Source: RefSeq, a predicted model, not a curated record